UUUUUUAAUCUUUCCCCCCACAGACACACAGACAGAACGGCAGUGAUGUCUUCAGGGUUGACUGCAUUGGUUCUCCUGCUCCUGCAGACCGGAGCUCAGGGGUUUGGUAUCGGGUUUGGUAUAUUUAAAGGAAAGUCUAUGAACCAUGAGGCGAUCACUGAGACAGCCAUCUUAAAUACCACCGUGCAGGUGUGCCGUGCUGUGGCCCUGGCUGAGGGCCAAGACUUCACUUUUCCUCCUCAGCCUUUUACUUCAAAGUCCGUUGCUGAUGCCUGUCAAGCAUCAAAAUCAUCCAAGAGAUUCUGUCGAACAAUCGAAUUAAUCAAAAGAAAGAACUGGGUGGUUGACAUUCGUCAUUUAUUCAACUCCCACUUCCACUUUGACAAUGAGAAGUUUUCAGAGGGAAGGAAAAUCAUCACAGAAGGAUUAUCAGCCGUGAAGGCCAGCAACAAGCGAGAGAAUUUUGAGGCGGCCAGAGAAAUACUGGGAGAAAUCCUGCAUCCUUUACAGGAUUUCUACAGUCACAGUAACUGGGUGGAAAUGGACAAUAAACUACCAAACUCCAAUUUGAUCACAUCAGACACCAGCAUUGGUAACAUAGCAGCUGAAACCAGAGCAACCUGUCGCAACUGUGAUGGAGAUGACUGCACAAACAACAUUUUGGAGGAUAUCCUACGUGAAAAGAUAUUGACUUCAGGAUAUUUUGGUCUUAUCCCUUUUUUCUCAUCCAAACCAAAUGGAAAAUGCAGCCAUGGAGGUUUUUUGGAUCAAACAAGCGGGAUUAAGCCCAAAGGUGGGAUCAACAAAGACAAGCUCGACUCCAGUCAUGGACACCGCCACACUGACGCAGCAAAUCUGGCCAUAGCCGCAACCAGUGAGCUUCUAGAGGACAUUCGAGCGGCUGCUGGUGACAGAGGGUUUCUACAAAUGAUGGGAAUCUACAAAGGAUCCAGUAAAGCUCUUUGCUUCAUGAUCGACACAACAGGAAGCAUGUCUGAUGAAAUUGCAACAGUGAGGAGCGUCACUUCCUUUAUAAUUGACAGCAAAGUGGGAACAGAAGAUGAACCCCCACUUUACAUUCUUGUACCUUUCAACGAUCCAGAUUUUGGGCCAUUGAUGAGGACCACAGACCCAAAAGCCUUCAAGAAUGCUAUUAAUUCACUAUCAGCAACUGGUGGAGGAGAUGCUCCGGAAAUGAGUCUUUCAGCACUUCAGCUGGCUUUAACUAGCACCCCUCCUAAUUCUGAGAUCUUCCUCUUCACUGAUGCACCUGCAAAAGACAGUCACCUGAAAAGCACAGUGACAGCACUCAUAGAGCGCACCAAGACAGUGGUGAACUUCAUGAUAACAGGCGUACUGGGGCUUCGUCGUCGAAGACAGAGUGGCAACAUCCAACAACUGCUCAGUCGCAUGGGAACAUCAGAUGCCCAGCUGUACCGAGAUCUGGCUCAGGCUUCAGGAGGUCAGGCCAUUGAAGUCACAGAGAUUGAGCUCCCACUGGCCACCAGCAUCAUAACAGAGUCCUCCAGCUCCUCUCUGGUGACCCUUCUGCAGGCAGCCAGGAGUCCAGGAAAGGCUGAAAACUUCACCUUCCUGGUUGACAAGUCAGUAGGAAACCUCACAGUUUACAUCACUGGGAACUCCGUUGCCUUUACUCUCAUCAGUCCGUCAGGUGUGUCACAGCAAAGCACCAACACAUCAGGAUCACUUACCACUUCAUUCCAGUCAGUGGGAAAUUUCAAGACUCUGCAGCUAAAAACACAAGUGGGACUGUGGAAGAUUAAUGUGCAAUCAACAAAUCCCUACGCUCUGAAGGUUGUAGGAGAGAGUCCCAUUGAUUUCUUGUUUGAGUUUUUGGAAACAUCACAUGGCCCACUUGGAGGUUUUGAUGUUGUAGACAAUCGUCCCAGAGCUGGUGUUAAUGGUAGUCUGAUAGUGACUGUAACUGGGAGUGACUCUGCCACAGUGACAGAAGUGUCUCUGGUUGAAUCACUGGGGUCAGGAGAGGUUAAUGGAAGUGUGGAGGCUCAGGGUGGAGGAGACUUCUUGGUUCAGUUUGACAGAAUACCAUCAGCGGAGUUUGUGGUCCUCGUGAAGGGACAGACCAGCAGUGGUUCCUCUAAAUCUUCCUCAGUGACCUUUCAAAGACAGUCAACAACCAACAUAAGAGCAUCAACUCUGACUGUUACUGCUGAUGGCUCAAAUAACAUCUUAGUACCAGGAACAACACUUUCAGUUCCCUUCUCUGUGAUGACAGAAGGUGCAGGAGGAACCUUCAAUAUCCGAGCUACCAAUGACCAGGGUUUUAGUUCAACAUUCCCUUCUAGCUUAUUCCUGGGAACUGGAGGUAAUGCUAACGGUACAGUGAACCUCACAGCACCUCUUAACACUACAUCUGGUACUGACGUCACCCUGACUAUUGAGGCUGAAGCUCCAGGAGGCACAGACAGCAACUAUGUUGUGCUGCGUAUCACCGUCCUUAACACGGUGACUGAUUUCACUCGGCCGACGUGUGAGCUGCUCAGCCUGCAGUCCAACUGCUCUGAGCCCUGCAGCUUGUCAAUGUGGGAGCUCUCUGUUCAGGUGACUGAUGGUGGUGAAGGGACAGGUAUUGAGCGUGUUAGCCUCAAACAGGGCAACGGCACCAUGAACACCAGCCUGGUCGCUGGCAGUAAUAACACAAUACUGGUGUCCUACAACGCAUCCUGUUGUUCACCUGAUGUGGAGCUACUGGCUGUGGAUCAAGUGGGUAACGUGGGCUCGUGUUUCUACACUGUCAGGGAAACGACCGCCAGCACCUCAGAAACUGUGACUACUGUCACUACAACCACCAGUAGCCCACAGUCUCCAACAGCAGGACCUGUUGGGUCUUUGUCUACCAGACCUGUUCAGUCUUUUCUUCUCUGCCUCAGCAUCACAAUUCUGGGGCUCAAUCUGCCAUUUGAAAUGGGAAUCAAUUGAGUGUUGACAUGUUACAGCGAGGAUGAGUGAAUGUUCAAAACAAUGUUCUCUCAACUUUGGAAAAUCAACUACAUACUCAGGUGUCAGUUUAUUAUGUACAAAAGCUCUGCAAAAAAUUAGUGUGCUGGAGCUUAAGGUGAUGAUGUCUAAGUGCUUAAGAGGCUAAAAUGUUUUGUUUCCUGGCACGUGAUACUUCACUUAUACGAUGGACCCUACUGUGGUGAAACUCAAUGUAACAUCCACUACCAUUAUUCUUCCAUGUUUUUUUGCUUUUCUUUCUAUUUUUUUGUUAUAAUGUUAACAACAUUAAUUCAACUUUCAGGUCAUAUCAGAGUGUGUGUUUUGUUUUGUGGUUUGAUGGUAUUAUGUUUUACUGAGGGGUGCUUCUAAUACUUGAUCUACCUUUGUCAUUACUACUGGAUUUAUGGGUGAACCUAGCAAAGUAUAUGUACAAUGAGGGCAUUAACACUUCUGUAAUACCAAUGAUAAAGCCUUAAAGCUGUAUGUAAGAUCAAUCACUUUGAUUAUAUGUACUGUUUUUACGGGUUUGUGAAUUUAUGAUUAUGAUAAAGGUUAUGUGAACAUGUCCUAUUGAUUAUGAUGCU
This is a messenger RNA of Scatophagus argus, 3566 nucleotides long. Its product is annotated as von Willebrand factor A domain-containing protein 7-like. The coding region runs from base 46 to 2961 and encodes 971 amino acids. Lineage: Eukaryota; Metazoa; Chordata; Actinopteri; Scatophagidae. The transcript is spliced from 15 exons. The record is from RefSeq and is a predicted model, not a curated record.